This is a messenger RNA of Rotaria sordida, 360 nucleotides long. The record is from the annotation of a GenBank genome assembly. Lineage: Eukaryota; Metazoa; Rotifera; Eurotatoria; Philodinida; Philodinidae.
AUGAUAAAUUUACCAAUAAAUGUUACUACAACAAAUAAAUUUUCUACAUAUGAUACACAAGGUGCUAUGAUAUAUAUUCUUGGUAUUUUUAUAUGGUAUACUAUUGGAUUUAGUCUUAUACUUAUUAAUAAUAUUAUUCGACGAAAAGAUCAUUUUAAAGAAUAUAUACAUUCGAAUAUUUAUCAAUCAAUUCAUAAUUUACAUAAACAACAAAUACAAAAUAAUAUUUUAAUUGAACUUAAAGAUAAAGAUAAACGAAAAAAAUUAUGGGAAAUCUAUUAUGAUACUAAAAAACAAAAAAAAAAUAAAAAUAAACAAAUCGUUAAUUCAAUAAUAAAAUUGGUCAACAUUGUUGUUUAA